This is a messenger RNA of Penicillium cosmopolitanum, 1647 nucleotides long. RefSeq names its product sugar porter family MFS transporter. The record is from RefSeq and is a predicted model, not a curated record. Gene Ontology annotation, biological process: transmembrane transport; carbohydrate transport. Gene Ontology annotation, cellular component: membrane. Bases 1 to 1647 code for a protein of 548 amino acids. Gene Ontology annotation, molecular function: carbohydrate:proton symporter activity. NCBI's taxonomy places the organism in Eukaryota, Fungi, Ascomycota, Eurotiomycetes, Eurotiales, Aspergillaceae. The transcript has 5 exons.
AUGUUCGCUAUUAAGAGCGAUGAGCGGGCAAAGUGGAAGAUCGCCUCUCGGUUAGAGAAAAGGCCACUUUUGAUAGCAGCAAACUGCCUCGCUGGCCUUGCCAUAUUUUUCUUCGGAUAUGAUCAAGGUAUGAUGGGUGGAGUCAAUGACUCCAAGGCGUAUGUGGACCGAAUGGGGUUGGGCUACGAGAAGAAUGGAUCGAUCACUAUUACCAACACCCUGUUGCAAGGGGGCAUUGUCUCGGUGUAUUAUCUGGGAACCUUGGUCGGAUGCUUCAUGGGGGGCUAUGUAAGUGAUCGGUUUGGCCGCAUCAACUCACUCGCCUUUGGCGCUGCAUGGGGAAUAAUCGGCGCAGUGCUCCAAUGCACAGCAAUGAACCCGACGUGGAUGAUCGUUUCUCGCUUUAUCAACGGCAUCGGCACUGGAAUCUUGAAUGCUACUGUUCCUGUCUAUGGCUCCGAACUUGCUGAUUAUGAGUCUCGUGGCAUGUUCAUCGCCAUGGAAUUCACGCUGAAUAUUGUUGGCGUCGUGGUGGCUUAUUGGCUGGGAUUCGGACUCAGUUACAUCAGCAACGGCACUUCCGAGUUCCAAUGGCGAUUCCCUAUAGCCUUCCAGAUUGUCAUGCUGCUUUUACUCGUCACCGGCUGCUGGUUCUUCCCUGAAUCCCCUCGUUGGCUUUGUAUGAUGGGUCGACGGGAUGAGGCAAUGUACGUCCUGAAACGUCUUCGAGGGGUUGAAAACGAGCGUGCGGUUGAGUUAGAAAUGAAAGAAAUUGAGACUGCCGUCGAGUUAGAGGCGGAAUCGGAAGAAAAUAUCACUUAUUACCAUAUGCUAUUCGGGCUCGGUCAGGGAGAUUUGCAUAUUGCCCGACGCGUUCAACUCGUGAUUUGGUUGCAAAUUAUUCAAUGUUGGUCAGGAAUUGCUGGAAUCACAAUGUACGCACCGACCAUUUUCAAGAUCGCCGGCUUCGAUUCUCAAAAGACAAUGUGGAUAUCAGGGCUCAACAACAUCUUUUACGCGUUCGCUACAUUGAUUUGUGUUAUCACUCUGGAUAGGAUCGGACGACGCUGGACAUUAUGGUGGGGAGCAGCAGGACAAGCAAUUGCCAUGUUCCUUGCAGGUGGCAUGGCUCGUGGCGGAAUUAACAACCCAGGAAACCAGGCACCCUGGGGGGUCGCAGCAACUUCAAUGGUCUACCUGUAUACCUUCAUAUUCGGUGCUACUUGGCUCACUGUACCCUGGUUGUAUCCAGCAGAAAUAUUUCCCCUCAAAGUCCGAGCCAAGGGGAAUGCAUGGGGCGUUGUUGGCUGGAGUCUGGGCAACGGAUCAUUGACCUUGGCUCUUCCGUACAUUUUCGAGGCCAUCGGAGAGAACACACUGCAUGUCUUUGGUGCCGUUAACCUUAUCAGUAUCCCUAUCGUAUGGGCUUUUUAUCCUGAGUCAAGUCAGCGUACGCUUGAAGAAAUUGAUUUACUCUUCACUUCUAAGUCACCAUUCGUCUGGGAAGCUGAGUCGAGUUUUGCGGCAUACUUGGCUGAAAACCCAAAUUUUGGUGCAGCCCGGAUGAGAAACAGUAUUGUUGAGGAUUCCGAGAAAGCUUACAAUGCUAGCAAGUCUGAGCAUGAAGAAAUGGUCUCUGGUCAUUGA